This is a messenger RNA of Nannospalax galili (Upper Galilee mountains blind mole rat), 943 nucleotides long. It is a transcript of the gene Lrrc39, whose product is annotated as leucine rich repeat containing 39. NCBI's taxonomy places the organism in Eukaryota, Metazoa, Chordata, Mammalia, Rodentia, Spalacidae. Gene Ontology annotation, molecular function: protein binding. The record is from RefSeq and is a predicted model, not a curated record.
UCCAUUAUAGCCUGACAGAGGAUUUUAGUCAUUUGGAUCCACACUGGAGAAAACUCACCCUGUGAUCCAUUCCUAACUGAAAAUCACUAGCUUUGGAACAUGUCUGCUGCAACCUCUGCUAACAGAGGUCCUUUCUGACGUGACAUCUUUGAUUUAGCUAUUCAAAUAGCCAAAGUGGAUGACUUGAGAACAAUGUGGAGGAAUCAUGACAGAAAAUGCGGUUUGUACUGGUGCUGUCAAUGCUGUAAAGGAAGUCUGGGAAGAAAGAAUAAAGAAACACAAUGAAGAUGUGAAGCGAGAGAAAGAAUUUCAGCACAAGCUAGUGCGGAUCUGGGAAGAACGAGUAAACUUAACUAAGCUAAGAGAAAAAGUCAUCAGGGAAGAUGGAAGAGUCAUUCUGAAGAUAGAAAAAGAAGAGUGGAAGACUCUCCCUUCUUCUUUACUGAAACUGAACCAGUUACAGGAAUGGCAGCUUCAUAGAACUGGUUUGUUGAAAAUUCCUGAAUUCAUUGGAAGAUUCCAGAACCUCAUUGUGUUAGAUUUAUCUAGAAACAUGAUUUCAGAGAUACCCCAAGGAAUUGAAUGCACAGCUUACAUACACUGUGGCUCCAGCGGAAUGAAUUAACAUGCCUGCCCAACACAAUCAGCAACAUGAGAAACCUGGGAACACUUGUUCUCAGCAACAACAAGCUGCAAGAUAUUCCAGGAUGCAUGGCCGGAAUGGCCAGCCUGCGGUUUGUCAACUUCAGAGACAACCCACUGAGACUGGAAAUAACACUUCCUCCCUGUGAAAACACGGACGCAGAGGAACAGGAGCUCUUUGGUCUUCAGUUUAUGCAUGCAUAUAUACAAGAAUCACAAAAAACAGAUGAUCAAGUCAAGUCUUUGACUACACUACCCAUCUCUAUAAACUCUAAUGGAUAAUAUAAUUCAAUAUGCCCUG